AUGUCUGAUUCUAUGUCUAGAGAAAGAGGAAAAGAUUUCGUCGAAGGAUCGUCUGCUGGAGGGUCUCCGAAUGAUGAUCAGCAGCAGCCGGCCACACCAAGCCGCUAUGAGUCCCAGAAGAGAAGGGACUGGAACACUUUUGGUCAGUACUUGAAGAACCAGAGGCCUCCAGUGGCGCUGUCUCAGUGCAAUUACAACCAUGUGCUGGAGUUUCUUAGGUAUCUGGACCAGUUUGGGAAGACCAAAGUUCAUCUCCAGGGCUGCAUGUUUUAUGGGCAGCCUGAGCCUCCUGCCCCUUGCACAUGUCCACUUAGGCAAGCCUGGGGCAGCCUGGAUGCUCUCAUAGGGAGGCUGAGGGCGGCCUACGAAGAAAAUGGAGGAUCCCCGGAGAACAACCCUUUCGCUAGCGGUGCAAUCAGGGUUUACCUGAGGGAGGUCAGGGAGUGCCAAGCUAAGGCAAGAGGGAUUCCUUAUAAGAAGAAGAAGAAGAAGCCAAGUCCAAGUAAGGGAUCCGGAGGAAAUGAUGAUGAAUCAAGUUCUACCAUGCAUUUCUCUUGAUGCAUGUUUUCUUCCUUCGGCCAAUUUCAGAAUUAAUCGAAGGGAUCACAUGGAAAUUGAACGAAAAGGAAGGAAUUGUUCCAAGUGAAUUUGCCAGCAUGGUUCAGUACUGUUAAGUUCGAUUAUGGCUUUUUUCAGUCAAAUUACAUAAGGAAGUUGGAGAAUUUUGGUUAAUUUGUAAUUGGAGAAUUUAUUAGUAGCGAUGUCUUAUGGCUUGCUGGCAUGAACACGAUUCGAUCUUAAUUCAUUUUGUUAGUUUGUAAUUGGAGAAUUUGAAAGCAUGUAGUAGAUAUCAGAAACCCUUUAUGCUUGAAUAUAUAUAUAUAUUUGUAUCCUA
This is a messenger RNA of Pyrus x bretschneideri (Chinese white pear), 895 nucleotides long. RefSeq names its product protein LIGHT-DEPENDENT SHORT HYPOCOTYLS 10. Gene Ontology annotation, cellular component: nucleus. Lineage: Eukaryota; Viridiplantae; Streptophyta; Magnoliopsida; Rosales; Rosaceae. Gene Ontology annotation, biological process: response to light stimulus; mRNA transcription. The coding region runs from base 1 to 558 and encodes 185 amino acids. The record is from RefSeq and is a predicted model, not a curated record. The transcript has 2 exons.